Molecule: messenger RNA, 1310 nt
Organism: Coffea eugenioides
Lineage: Eukaryota; Viridiplantae; Streptophyta; Magnoliopsida; Gentianales; Rubiaceae
Product: vacuolar protein sorting-associated protein 22 homolog 1
Exons: 8
Coding region: 184-939 (251 amino acids)
Biological process (GO): protein transport to vacuole involved in ubiquitin-dependent protein catabolic process via the multivesicular body sorting pathway
Cellular component (GO): ESCRT II complex
Source: RefSeq, a predicted model, not a curated record
CAUUAAUGAUGCCAAAUUAGAAGGAAAAGGAAAGGGAAAAAGAAAAUAGUAAAAACAAGCCUCCGCCCCUUAGCCGGCGAUCAGAACUUGUCCCUGAAGUCUUUACUGCGUUGUGAACCGUCAAGCACUUCAACCAAACCAGAAGAAAAUCAGCGGCGGGUGAACAACCUUUCAAGCUGGAGGAUGAGGCGGAGACCUGGAAUUGGAGGUUUGCAGAAUGCUGCUGCCGCUAGAGAUCAAUAUCGGCUGCUGGGAGAAAAUGUGGCGAAGCUUAGAACAGAUCUAAUGAAGGAGCAGCUAUCUACUUUUCGCUCUCAGCUUGAAGACUUUGCCCGCAAACACAAGAAUGACAUUCGCAAGAAUCCAGCUUUCAGAUCACAGUUCCAUGAGAUGUGUGCUAAAGUGGGGGUGGACCCCCUAGCCUCAAACAAGGGCUUCUGGGCAGAGCUGCUAGGGAUUGGUGACUUCUAUUAUGAACUUGGGGUGCAAAUUGUUGAUAUUUGCUUGUCAACUAGAGCUCAUAAUGGGGGUUUGAUCAGCUUAGAGGAACUUUGCAAACUACUUGGCCAGAGACGCAAAGGAGCUCGUGAAGCUGUCUCUGAGGAUGACUGCUUGCGUGCUAUUAGUAAGCUGAAGGUACUAGGAAGUGGUUUUGAGGUGAUCUCUGUUGGAAAGAGAAAACUUGUUCGAUCUGUCCCAACAGAACUAAACAAGGACCAUAAUGAAAUCCUAGAGCUGGCACAGGCUCAAGGCUUUGUGACAGUUGAUGAGGUACAGAGACGGCUUUCCUGGCCUUCUGGGCGUGCCACUGAUGCCCUUGAAACUUUAUUAGAUGAAGGUCUUGCAAUGAUUGAUGAUGGUGAUAAAGAUGGAAGACGACGAUACUGGUUUCCAUGUGUAUCUUCUAUAUCUUCAUAUGCAGGAGCUGAUACCUCCUAAGGUUAUGAAACAUGACAAUGAGACGAUCCUUCUUGUAUACACAUGAAGAAUUGUCAAUCUGAUUGUGGUCUGAUUAGCAAGGCAAAAUAACCUCUCUGCUGUUAACAUUCUACAUUUGCAAAGUUAUCCAUGCAAAUCUCUUGGUGAUUUUAUAUAGGAGGUGGGUGUGGUAUUGGGAAUUGGUGGUUGAAGUUGUAGUUGUGAAAGUAGUACAGGUUUAGAAUCAAACUGUACAUGCUUUUGUACAUGAAGCAGCCAAAAAAGUGAACGCAAAUUUCAAAAUAUACACAGAUCUUCUCUUUCAUUAUUUCUCAAGGGUGGAAAGAAGUCUAUUCAGCCAUGUUCUCUUCUACUAUACUGUUCCAUUCUUC